AUGUCCAUUUCUGGAACUUUAAGUAACUAUUACGUGGACUCCAUCAUAAGUCACGAUAGCGAUGAACUCUCGACCCCGGCUCGCUUUCCCAGCGUCCAGUAUUCCGGCUCGAGCUCGGCGGCGGCCGUGGCCGGAGGCGGGCGGCAGCCGGGAGGCGCCGCUCAUGCGGAGCAUCCCCAUCCCGACUCGUACCCGUCCUGCAGCUUCCAGCCGAAGCCCCCGGUCUUCUCGUCGUCCUGGAGCCCGUUCAGCCCGCACCACGCCGCCAACGGCCUCCCGACCGUCUACCACCCCUACAUCCCGGCCCAGCACGUGCCUUCCGCGGACACUCGGUACCUCCGCUCCUGGCUGGACUGCGCACCGCGCGGCUCCGAGUCGGUCCCGGGGCAGGGCCAGGCGGGGCAGGUCAAGCUGGAGCCGCUGCUCGGCCACCUCGGCGGAGAGAUCCCGCCCAAGAUAGGCGGACAGCACCAGCACGAGACCACCACGUACAUCCUCGAGUCGUCUUCGGCGGCAACGGCUCGCGAGCUGAGCCACCAUCCGGCCGCCAUCCCGGGCACCGGGUUCGACGAAAAUAAGGACAUUUGCGACGGGAGCGAGGACAAAGACGGACCGGAUCAAAAUGACCCCUCCGCCAACUGGCUGCACGCGCGCUCCUCGAGGAAGAAGCGCUGUCCGUACACCAAGUACCAGACGCUCGAGCUGGAGAAGGAGUUCCUCUUCAACAUGUACCUCACGCGGGACCGGCGGCACGAGGUGGCGCGCGCGCUGAACCUGACGGAGCGGCAGGUGAAGAUCUGGUUCCAGAACCGAAGGAUGAAGAUGAAGAAACAGAGCAAGGAUCAACCCAAGGACUAG
Messenger RNA from Myripristis murdjan (pinecone soldierfish), 858 nucleotides. RefSeq names its product homeobox B9a (gene hoxb9a). The coding region runs from base 1 to 858 and encodes 285 amino acids. The transcript has 2 exons. Gene Ontology annotation, molecular function: RNA polymerase II cis-regulatory region sequence-specific DNA binding; DNA-binding transcription factor activity, RNA polymerase II-specific. The record is from RefSeq and is a predicted model, not a curated record. Gene Ontology annotation, biological process: DNA-templated transcription; regulation of transcription by RNA polymerase II; anterior/posterior pattern specification. NCBI's taxonomy places the organism in Eukaryota, Metazoa, Chordata, Actinopteri, Holocentriformes, Holocentridae. Gene Ontology annotation, cellular component: nucleus.